Molecule: messenger RNA, 3460 nt
Organism: Melanotaenia boesemani (Boeseman's rainbowfish)
Lineage: Eukaryota; Metazoa; Chordata; Actinopteri; Atheriniformes; Melanotaeniidae
Gene: syt12
Product: synaptotagmin XII
Exons: 8
Coding region: 511-1800 (429 amino acids)
Biological process (GO): regulation of dopamine secretion; calcium-ion regulated exocytosis; cellular response to calcium ion
Molecular function (GO): phosphatidylserine binding; SNARE binding; calcium-dependent phospholipid binding
Source: RefSeq, a predicted model, not a curated record
UGUGUGUGAAAGUAUGUGUGUCUGUUUAUGAAGCAGGUAGGCAGGUCCUCUUCAGCGCAGCUGCUGUGUGGAGCAGGAGGCGGUGGUCUUGUUGUGAUUGAGCGGCCCGGCGGUGCAAGUUGCGCUGCAGGGGUGGGACUUUCCACUUGCAGAUCGUUAAGAGAUGCUCCCCUCUGUAGCUUCGCGCAGCAGAAGCGGAGGCACACCUUUGAGUUGAGGCUGAACCCUUAUCCUUCUCUUCCUCAUCCGGCUGGCCGCGUCUGAGCGCUCUCGGAUGCGCUAAAAACAGCAGGAGCCCGGACGCCGUUUCCCUUCUCAUCCUCCUCCUUCUCUUCCCUUGAGACAGAUAAACCCGACCGCCACCAGAGUCAUCGGAUGGAGAGAGGCACCUGAAGAAGGGAGCGGUGGAGUUGGUCUACCCUCCGCCUCCUCCUCCUCCACCUCUUUCCUUUUCCUCCUCCUCCUCCUCUCUACUGCACCAAAAGAAAACUCCUGGCUGGCUACAGAACCAUGUCCUCGGCUCAAAGUGAGGAUAUAUCAAGCUACCAUCUGAGUGUGGUGCGAAACCCACCAAGCUGGGAGGUAGGUAUCUACCUGGUGGGCUUCCUUGUGCUGUUGGGUGCUGCUGGGCUUAACAUCUGGAAGUUAUGGAAGUCUGGUACCUUCCCUGCCCCCUCACCAUUUCCCAACUUUGACUAUCGAUACCUGCAAGAAAAAUAUGGAACCUCCUUCUCAGAAGUCAGGCAAAAGAGAGUGGCAGCCAACAACCAUCGGCGCAUCUCUGCCACGUCCAGUCGUAAGCCCAGCCUGGCCCUUGGGGACACCCCAGAUGGCUUCAGAGACCUGGGCCACCUGGAACUGAUGAGCAGGGAGCUGGACCCAACCGGCAUGGCUCAGCUGAACCGAUCCGUCUCCACUGACUCACUCAGCUCCAUCUCCUCCAUCGCCAACAACUUCGGCCACGACUUCACGGUUGGCCAGCUGGAAGUGACCCUGGAGUUUGAGCCACCUCGGCAGCUGGGCCAAGGGGUAGGAAUGCUCCACAUCACCCUGCACCAGGGCAAAGACCUGCUGGAGAGGGAGGAAGGUGACUUCCCUGGCUGCUUCAUCAGAGUCUCACUCGGACCAGAUGAGCUUAAUGUGGGAGUCACAAGGAUCCAGGCGAAUGCAUUCACUGUGAUCUUUGAUGAGCGCUUCUCUGUUCCCAUGGACCUGUCCACUCUGGAGGAAUUCAGCCUGCGUUUUGCUGCUUUUGGUAUCGACACUGAUGAAAGAAACAUCAGCGCAGGAGUAGCAGAGCUCAAGUUGUCAGAUCUGGACCUGACCAUCAGACCAUUCAAUGCCUGGCUUUACCUCCAAGAUGUCAAUAAGGCUGUGGAUGCAGUUGGGGAGAUCCUGCUGUCUCUCAGUUAUUUGCCCACAGCAGAGCGUCUUACCGUGGUCGUGGCCAAGUGCAAGAACCUGGUGUGGACCAAUGACAAGAACACUGCAGAUCCAUUUGUCAAAGUGUAUCUCCUGCAAGAUGGCAGAAAGAUCAGCAAGAAGAAGACUUCCACAAAAAGAGAUGACACAAACCCCAUCUUCAAUGAAGCCAUGAUCUUCUCGGUGCCGUCCAUCGUCCUGCAGGAGCUCUCUCUGAGGGUCACAGUGGCUGAGGCCACAGAUGACGGCCGGGGUGAAAACCUCGGUCAUGUGAUCAUCGGCCCAGAGGCCAGCGGGAUGGGAAUCACCCACUGGAACCAGAUGCUGGCCACCCUGAGGAAACCUGUGUCCAUGUGGCACCCUAUACGCAGGAUCUAGUCCUCUCAGCACCUGCUCAAGUAAAACGCUCACUUCUUCAUGUUCCUUUGGACUUUGUUUGGUACUAUGUUUAGAUCUGUUGCAGUGUUAUAAUUAGAGUUUACAAUGUGACCAACAAAGGGUAUGAGUAACUGAGCUGGUUAACACCUCAUCUUUAUGUGAGUAGGAGGAAUCUGAAAAGGUUGUUGCUAUUUUUUAUUAUUCAGCUUCAUCCUGAUUUGGGUGCAUUAUGGGUAAAGCUGGCAUUUACACCAGUCAUUGGUAUGUGGUAAGUUGUUAAAUUCUCCACAUCCUUCAUCCUUACCUUACUCUUGAGAAAAAAAUAUGUGUGAAAUUUGAUUUGUCUCUCCAGGAUUCACCAGGAGAUAUAAAUAUGUAAGCAAUUUUCCCUCUCACAAGUCAGGACUAAACAUUUCAGUUUAAACUUUAGGAUGAGUUUGCAUUAAGAAAAGAAGUCCACCCUUGACACAGCCCCUCCCUCUGCAUGGUACCUACCGGUACUCUGGUUGUAGCCUCUUAUAGCUGUGUAGAGAACAAACUGGAUGCAGGGGGUGACAUCGCUUCUCUUUCAGGAAAACCCUCAUUUGUCUUUUGAAACCAGUCAUUGAUUGCAUCCACUUGAUUGAUUUCGUAGCAGAUUUAAAGCCAACUGGAGUCAGCUCUAUUGGAUUUGCUUGUGUAGUUUGUUAACAGUAAGACUGACAAAUAAUAGAGGUUUUGGUAUUUUCAGUAUUUGUUGUGCUUUCGAAAAUAUCCAGGUACUCUUAUCCAGGUGAAAUAAUUGUAAUUUGUAGCAGUUGUUGCAGGGUGGCCAAAUCAGCUGUAAUAAUACUAAAAAUAUAAUGUUGACUUUCUUCUAUUUUCAAUGCAAUACUAGUUGCAUAAGCAUAUUUCAGACUGUAAAUAAUGCACUAUAAAAUGUUUUUCAUCCACAUUUGCUCCUCAAAACUCUGGGUGAAAGUUUUUCACAAACCAAACGUCAUUCAAACAAACCGUUGGAGAACAUAAAUAUCAUUGCUGGUUAAAUAACUAUUACUGAAACAUCUCUGGGAAUUAAACAUGUGAUAUAAAGUCAUUUAUAUGAGUUUCUGUUAUGAUAGAGAAAACACCUUGAUAUUUUGAAUAAAUCUUUUUUUUUAUAUUUUUCUUUAAAUCAGGUAUUUUUCACACUAAUUUUAGCUUCUGAUGUGAACUGAAAUUUGAACUAAUUGUUCAAUUUAGCUGCAGCUUGAAAGCUGAUUGGUAACACUAAAAUGUUUUUGAUUAGAAUAAAACAAUUCAGAAUGUCAAGGUGGUUUUUUUUAUCUUCUCCUUAACAUUGUGCAGUUGUGUUUUGUUGUAACUUUUGAACGUGACAUUAAUGUAAAAUAUCAAUCUUUUUUCCCAAGCAGAAUCUGUUGUACAUGUUUGAUAAAGAUUUCAUCACACAUUGAAAAUCUAUCCAAAAACAACAUAUUUGCUCAUAUAAUAGACAAUAUCUCCUACUGUGCCAAAUAACGAAGCAAUAUUUUCAUUUACAGUCUGCAUUUAUAUUCAGUUCCACAAAGCUGUAGCCUACAUUUCACCAUGCAUGAAGUUAUUUAGCACUUGAUGUGAAUGUGCCUCAAGAAUACAGUGUAUUGUGUGAAUGCUGUUUCAAAUAAAAGCAAUUCAACAACAA